UCUGCAUAAUAUUAAAAAUGACUGAUAAAAUUAUAUAUACGGCCAAUGAUGUUCGUCAAGCAUUUAUAGACUUUUUUGUUGACAAACAACAUUCGUAUCAUCAUUCAUCUUCUGUGAUUCCUUAUGAUGAUCCAACACUUUUAUUUACAAAUGCUGGAAUGAAUCAAUUUAAGCCUGUAUUUCAAGAGACUGUAGAUCCAAAUAGUGAUUUGGGUAAAUUGAAGAGAGCAGUUAAUACACAAAAAUGUAUUCGCGCUGGAGGAAAACAUAAUGAUUUGGAUGAUGUUGGAAAAGAUGUUUACCAUCAUACUUUCUUUGAAAUGCUUGGAAAUUGGUCUUUUGGUGAUUAUUUUAAGAAAGAGAUUUGUACGUGGGCAUGGGAGUUUCUCACAAAUUGGUUACAAAUUCCUCCAGAACGUUUAUAUGUUUCGUAUUUUGGUGGCGAUUCCUCUGCUGGACUUGAACCCGACGAGGAAUGCAAAAAAAUUUGGCUUUCUCUUGGUGUAAAUCCAAAUCAUCUCCUCCCUUUUGGAAUGAAGGACAAUUUUUGGGAAAUGGGUGAUACAGGCCCUUGUGGUCCUUGUUCUGAAAUUCAUUAUGACCGUAUCGGAAAUAGAGAUGCUUCUUCUCUUGUAAAUGCUGACGAUCCAAUGGUUGUAGAAAUUUGGAAUUUAGUUUUCAUUCAAUUUAAUAGAGAAGAAGGGGGUUUGUUAAAAUCUCUUCCAAAUAAACAUAUUGAUUGUGGACUUGGACUUGAACGAUUAGUGGCUGUUGUACAAAAUAAAAUAUCAAAUUAUGAUACAGAUUUGUUUACACCUUUAUUUCAAGCAAUACAUGAGUCUACUGGUAUUCGCGAAUAUGAAGGCAAAGUUGGGACUGAAGAUAUUGAUGGUAUUGAUAUUGCUUAUCGUGUUGUAGCUGAUCAUAUUAGAACUUUAACUGUUGCUUUAGCUGAUGGAGGAGUUCCUGACUCGACUGGAAGAGGUUAUGUUCUUCGCCGAAUUUUACGUCGUGGAGUUCGUUUUGCAACUGAAAAAUUGAAUGCAAAACCCGGAUUCUUUGCUUCUCUUGUUCCUGUUGUUAUUGAAAUUUUGGGCAUCACAUUUCCAGAAUUAAAAAAAGAUCCUUCUUCAAUUACUGAACUUAUAAACGAAGAAGAGGCUCAAUUUCUCAAAACUUUACGUCGUGGGCAAAUUCUUUUCGAAAAAGCGGUUAAAACAUUGCCUCCUGAUUCUAAAACAAUUUCUGGACAAAUUGCUUGGCGUCUCUAUGAUACCUAUGGAUUUCCAAUUGAUUUAACUUCAUUGAUGGCUGAGGAGAAGGGUCUUAGCAUUGAUUAUGUUGAUUAUGAGGAGUGUCGGAAAAAGGCUAUUGAACUUUCUUCUUCUGGCGCCACUUUUAAACUUCAAGAAACAUUAAAUCUUGAUGUACAUACAUUAGAAGCACUUAAACGUGAAGGGGUUCCCCCAACAGAUGAUUCUCCAAAAUAUAUUUAUGAUUUUGAUGGACAAUUAAAUUGGAAAGCUGCUUAUAAUUACCAAAUGUGUAAUGGCAAAAUAUUGAAAAUACGAGUCGGAAGUGAAUUUGUUGAUAAAAUAGAGUCUGGGCAGGAAGGGGCAUUAUUACUUGACAAAACUUGUUUUUAUGCAGAACAGGGUGGUCAAAUUUAUGACACAGGAUUAUUUACAAAAAUUGGAGAUGAGGAUGUUGGCUUUUCUGUUACGAAUACACAAAUUCGUGCAGGUUAUAUUUUCUUUUUUGGAGUAGCUGAUGGUGUUCUUUGUGUUGGAGAUGAAUUAAAACAACAAUUUGAUGAAUCACGACGUUGGCUUAUAAUGAAAAACCACACUGGCACACACGUACUUAAUUAUGCAUUACAACAAGUAUUACAAACUGUGGAUCAAAAAGGUUCUUUGGUAGCUCCUGAUAGAAUGCGUUUUGAUUUUUCUUCAAAACAGGCACUUGGUGUUAAAAAAGUUCAAGAACAUGCCCAAACAUUAAUUAACACAAAAGGACAAGUAUAUACAAAAGAAUGUGUGUUGUCUGAAGCUUUAAAUAUUAAUGGAUUGCGAGCUGUUUUUGGCGAAACAUAUCCAGAUCCUGUUCGUGUUGUUUCUGUUGGUAUUCCAAUUGAACAACUCUUGGAAAAUCCUAGCGGUGAUUUGGCCAAUAAAACAUCUGUUGAAUUUUGUGGAGGAACUCAUUUACGCAAUGUUUCACACAUUGGUUCAUUAGUAAUUACAACAGAAGAAGCAAUCGCUAAAGGAAUUCGUCGAAUUGUUGCAAUUACUGGGCCAGAAGGAGAAAAGUCUUUACAAAAUGCUGAGAAAUUGACCAAAAAUUUAAAUGAAUUAACUGAAAUGGCAGAAAAAGAAUAUGAAGAGAUUGGAAAAGAAUGGAAUGAAGAAAGAUUGAAAAAACUUGGGAAAUGUAUUACUGACUUUGAAGAGAAAAUAAAUAAUCAACAAUUGCCAUAUAUCCAAAAAGAUGCUCUUCGUGAAAAUAUUAAAAAAAUUAGGAUGAAUAUGAAAAAAUUAAAAAAGAAUUCAAAGAAAGUAGAAGAUAAUGCAGAAAUUAAUGAAAAUAAUAAAAAAGGGAAUAAGAAGAAUAAUAAAAAGGAAGAGAAAAAAGAAUUAAAUAAUGGGGAGGAAAAAAUUAAAGAACCUUUCUUGAAAAUAAGUCUUGUUUAA
Molecule: messenger RNA, 2690 nt
Organism: Meloidogyne enterolobii
Lineage: Eukaryota; Metazoa; Nematoda; Chromadorea; Rhabditida; Meloidogynidae
Source: the annotation of a GenBank genome assembly